CGGGCAGCGCCCGCGGCCGCGUCCAGCAGCGGCCGAGUCACCUCCAGUACCUGCGGCUCAAAGGUGUGGAUGAACUGAAAACUAUCAAACAAGAACUGAAUUACAGAAUUUCCGUUCAGUCAGCAAAGCUGCUUCGCCUCCUGAAGCAGAAAGACAGACUUGUGCAGAAAGUCCAGAAGAACUGUGACAUUGUCACUGCCUGUUUGCAGGCWGUUUCCCAGAAACGACGGGUUGACACAAAAUUGAAAUUCACUCUUGAGCCAUCUUUAGGUCAGAAUGGUUUUCAGCAGUGGCACGAUGCCCUCAAGGCYGUGGCCAGGUUGCCGACGGGCAUCCCCAAGGAGUGGCGGCGGAAGGUUUGGCUGACCCUGGCUGACCAGUACUUGCACAGCAUAGCCAUCGACUGGGAUAAAACGAUGCGCUUCACGUUCAAUGAAAGAAGCAAUCCUGAUGACGACUCCAUGGGCAUCCAGAUAGUAAAGGACCUUCACCGAACUGGCUGCAGUUCCUACUGUGGCCAGGAGGCAGAGCAAGAUCGAGUGGUGUUGAAGCGAGUGUUGUUGGCUUAUGCCAGGUGGAAUAAAUCUGUUGGCUACUGUCAAGGCUUUAACAUCCUAGCUGCCCUCAUCCUGGAAGUGAUGGAGGGCAACGAAGGGGAUGCCCUGAAAAUCAUGAUUUACCUAAUUGAUAAGGUACUUCCUGAUAGCUAUUUCGUCAAUAAUCUCCGGGCUCUUUCUGUGGAUAUGGCUGUUUUCCGAGAUCUUUUAAGAAUGAAACUUCCCGAACUGUCCCAGCACUUAGAUACCCUGCAAAAAGCUGCUAACAGAGAAAGUGGAGGAGGCUACGAACCCCCUCUUACAAACGUCUUCACAAUGCAGUGGUUUCUGACUCUCUUUGCCACUUGCCUGCCUAACCACACGGUCCUGAAGAUCUGGGAUUCCGUGUUCUUUGAAGGCUCUGAAAUAAUUCUGAGAGUAGCCCUGGCUAUCUGGGCAAAACUGGGAGAGCAAAUCGAGUGUUGUGAAACUGCAGAUGAGUUCUACAGCACCAUGGGCAAGCUGACCCAGGAGAUGCUAGAGGACAGUCUGAUUGACAGCCAUGAGCUCAUGCAGACUGUUUAUUCCAUGGCCCAGUUUCCCUUCCCACAGCUGGCAGAAUUACGGGAGAAAUACACGUACAACAUUACUCCUUUCCCUGCUGCAGUAAAAUCAACCUCCCUUUCCGGGAGGCUUGGCAAAACCCGAGACAGUGAUGAGGAGAACGACCCGGAUGAUGAGGACUCCAUUGCCAAUGCGAUUGGUUGUCUGGGACCAUUAAGUGGGUUUUUGAUACCAGAGCUCCAGAAGUACCAGAAGCAGAUCAAAGAUCAGAAUGAAGAACAAAGUCUGGGCUCCAGCAACAUCGCAGAGCUAAGUCCAGGGGCAAUAGACUCUUGCCGCAGUGAAUACCAUGCUGCUUUUAACAGCAUGAUGAUGGAGCGYAUGACCACGGAUAUCAACGCCCUGAAGAAGCAAUAUUCCAGGAUAAAGAAGAAGCAGCAGCAGCAGGUUCAUCAUGUGUACAUCAGAGCAGACAAAGGACCCGUUACCAGCCUUCUGCCUUCCCAGGUAAACUAUUCGCCGGUGAUAAACCACCUCCUCCUCGGCAAGAAGAUGAAGUCAAGCAACAGGUCUCUCAAGAACGCAGUGAUUCACAUCCCCAGCCAUGCGACGGGGAAGAUGUCUCCCCUAGCCCAGGACGACCUGAAGGCGAAGCUGAACUCCCCGUGGCGCAGCCACAUCCGGGCCCAUCGCAAGAACGUGGCCAGGGCCAAAGGGCCGCCGGGCUGCGGAGAUACCGUCGGACUCAUAGACGAGCAGAGGGAGAGCUCUAAAACUGGCAGCGCUGCGGCCAAGGAGGCGGCUCCUGCGCACGGCGGCGUGGGAGGAGCAGGCGGUUUGGAUGACAGGACUCCCGGGGAAGCCGAGGGCCGGGCGGCGGAGCCCGKCGCCCCGGUGGCGGCGCUGCAGCUGCAGCUGGAGGCGCUGGGCCUGAGCGCCGCCGGCGAGCGCGCGGGCCCUGCGCCCUGCCCCGCACGGCUGCCCGAGGCCGCCGCUGCGCCCGGCCGCGCUGCCAGCGCCGCCCAGGGCCCCCAGCCCGGCACCCCCAAGCCGCAGGUCUUCAACCCCUUUCCCAGCGUCAAGCCUCUGCGCAAGUCCGCCACGGCCAGGAAUCUGGGGCUCUACGGCCCCACGGAGAGAACGCCGACCGUGCACUUCCCGCAGAUGAGUAGGAGYUUCAGUAGGUCUGUCGGUGGCAGCAGUGGGACCAGGAAACGGUGACCUGCCUACGCCUGCCCCUUCCUCCUCCUGCAGCAACAAGAAAGAACCAGAGGGUUGUUCGCUGGGUGGCUGGGUUUCUGUCAUGUACAUGUGUGUGUGUAUGUGUCCCCAGAGAGUUUCCACAUUUAAAAGUAAUGGGGACAGACGUGRUUACCAGGUGUACGAAUAGGUGUCUUUGAAAGUUGUGCUCCCGUGUGGCAUGGGAUAGAUUAGGGAGGAUGCACUCUGGCAGCCUAGUGUAGAUUCUGGUGGUUCUGUGGUAAAAUAAACAUUGGUUUAAAGUGUGAAACAUACUGUCCCUUCAAAUCCAACGCAGGUGGAAAAUUGCCAGCUGCCUUUACCCCUUCAGCCCCUGUGUCUCUGUCACAGCUCUAAGAACAAACUGCCCCAAACCCACCCCAGAGCACUUCUUAGUCUAGGYCUAGGCCUCUCCCCUAGGCUCCUCUGCAAGGAGCCACAACUGAGGGAAGCACAAGCAGUCCCAGCAAGCAAAUACAGCACCCGCAGUGUCACAUAUCAGCGUGCACCUCCGGGGCCACCUGGCUUUGCACAUUCCUGAACAGCAUUCCAUGCUCCCCGUCCCAUGGCAGCCCUGUCCUGACACUGUAGCUUGUAAUACAGCUGUGGGCAGCAAGCACGAGGGUAAUAGAUGUAAGUCUGUCCACAACACUGACUUGCUGCUUUUCUGUUACAUACAGAAAAUGUAAUAAACGCUGGAGAGUUUCAGCCCUGCUAAAUUAGGUAUAUACAUGUAGUUGUUGGAACAUUAUGACACAUCCUGGUUAUCGUGGACUUUAAAAGCUAGUAUCUAGAUUACAGCGAUUUUUAUAAUUAAUUAACAUUUGCCUGCUUGGCAAUAUGUAAAAUAUAUGAAUGUUCUAAAGUAGUUUAGGGGUUUCAAUCCUAUAAAUAGAGUGAUUAGAUACUUAACGURCCACUUGUCAUUAAAAGCCAACAUAUCAGCCACUGUGUAAGUGGAUUGGAGCCACUGGACUGCUGUGGGAUCCAUUACGGGGUUCUGGUUUGUUGUGAAACAAACGUAAGCUGAAUUUCUCCUUCUGACUCAAUCCCUGGUGUUAAAUUCUCAUAACAUUUUCUCAGAAGCCUCUUCUUGUUAUUUUCUCCUUAAAGUCCUUCAAAGCUGGUGAAUAUUGUAAGACUAAUAACAGUUGUUUUGUUUCUAUGUAUAUUAAAACAGGCAGGCAGAGGCAUUAACUGUGGGUAAUUCAACUUCAGGGUCACAAGCUCAAGCACUCAAAUUCCAAAAAUUCAGGUUACUCUUAAAAUACUGCAGCUCUGCCGUGUUGUACAUAUGGACUGUGAUUCAUGACAAAACGGUCAUGACCCUGUUCUGGAGUAAAAGCAGUAAUGAAGAAUCAAUCUCACGAUGUGUAAUAUCUUUCUCUUUUAUCUUCUUUUUUUUUUGUUGUUAAAUUUUAAAAUUAAUAUAUGAUUGUGUAUUUAUUAAUGUCAUAAAAUCUAUAGAAUGUGAUAUCAGUUUUAUCAUAUGCCAUAAAUUAUAAACUGUACAAUAUACCUUGUUUAUUGGUGUGGCAUACUUUUAUUAUUGUGUUUUAUACGAGUGUAUGGAUAUAAAAUAAUAUACAAGUAUGAACAUGAUAAAUUUCAAACAUGUAGAUCAAAUCUUGCCCCUGCUUUAUUUUCAGAUCAAAGUAGUAUUGUCACCAACGAUUAUUUGUAGCAACGAGUAAAUUUAAAAUAAUGUAGAAUUUAGUAACCRAUUAUGGACUUCAUGAGAGUUGUUUCUGCUUAUAUUUAAAGGAAAUGCUCUUUUUCAAAAAUUUCUUUGUGACUCAGUCUCCCUGUUUUUACCUGGCAUUAGUGACUGUGCAGCUG
Nothoprocta perdicaria is the source of this 4178-nucleotide messenger RNA. RefSeq names its product TBC1 domain family member 30 (gene TBC1D30). The record is from RefSeq and is a predicted model, not a curated record. Gene Ontology annotation, cellular component: endoplasmic reticulum. The transcript has 13 exons. Bases 417 to 2321 code for a protein of 634 amino acids. NCBI's taxonomy places the organism in Eukaryota, Metazoa, Chordata, Aves, Tinamiformes, Tinamidae.